Molecule: messenger RNA, 348 nt
Organism: Nakaseomyces glabratus
Lineage: Eukaryota; Fungi; Ascomycota; Saccharomycetes; Saccharomycetales; Saccharomycetaceae
Source: RefSeq, a predicted model, not a curated record
AUGUUCUAUGCAGCUUACAGAGCUAAUAUCAGUCAGCCGGGGCCAGUUCAGUGGAAUAAGUAUUGUCGGAAGUGGUACAAGAAUGGAGUAUGGUCUCUUAUGGUUGUAGUGAAUAGUUGGACUGAUCGUAAUACAAGUACGUUUGAAGGAUAUAGUAUACAACGCUUACCCGAGGGUAUUAUUGCCGGGUACAGUAGUCUUGAAGAAGGAGUUGGUACAAGUAGAGCAAUAGUGUAUGAGCCACAUAUACAAUACAGUUACAAACAGCUUGUUGGGACUAUCUCAAACAGUAUAUAUCCGCCAAAAUUCGGAAUCACAUGCCUAAGUUUUGACACACGACUACCCUAA